Messenger RNA from Williopsis jadinii, 2212 nucleotides. RefSeq names its product Pbp1p (gene PBP1). Gene Ontology annotation, cellular component: cytoplasmic stress granule. The coding region runs from base 171 to 2141 and encodes 656 amino acids. Lineage: Eukaryota; Fungi; Ascomycota; Saccharomycetes; Phaffomycetales; Wickerhamomycetaceae. The record is from RefSeq and is a predicted model, not a curated record. Gene Ontology annotation, molecular function: RNA binding. The transcript is spliced from 2 exons. Gene Ontology annotation, biological process: cytoplasmic stress granule assembly.
CCGUGGAACAUUGACCGUUUGUGAGAUUAACAACACCGUAUCUGGUUGAUCUUCCUGUGCUUAUCUUUCCGUGGGACUCGCUUUUUAUACACCUCUUGGUGGCUCUUGUUUGCCUGGCUGUUGGCGCAUCUCUCCCCCUGUGACACAUAAAGGGCCAGCGUUCUUCUUCAAUGUCAAAGCAAAGCAAUCGCAAAAGCUUCGAAACUCAGCCAUAUGGCAGCCGUUCUGGUUCCAAAGGCCACUCGCAUCGUCAAUUUCAAUCACAUCAGAAGGAUCGUCUUUUGUAUUUGAUUAUGUGCUCUAUAGGCGCGCAUAUAAGGAUUGCAACAAACUCUGGUGAAUACCUGGAAGGGACGCUGGAAAAUAUUGACCCAACAACGAUGAAAGUAGUCAUUAAGCAGGAUUCUAGUGUUGUUGCUGUGAAUUUUGAAGACUUUACUGAUUUCGAAAUAUCCAGCGUUGACCUCUUCAACGAAGCGGUUGUUAGAAACAUUGGUAGCUUCAAAACAGAUUCUGAUAUCUCUGCUAAUAAGGCAAGUGCACCACGUCGUGGUGAAAACAUUGAAAAAUGGGUCCCAGAAGUUGGAGAGAGUACUGGUCUGGAGCUUGAGGGGUUGACGCUUGAAGACUCCAAAACUGAUAACUGGGAUCAAUUCCAAACGAACGAAAGAAAAUUUGGUAUUAAAUCUGAGUUUGAUGAACACAUGUACACUACAAAAAUCAACAAGGAUGAUCCAAACUACAAAAAGAAUUUGGAAAUAGCAGAUGCGUUGGCGAAGGAUAUAGAGUCUCAGGGCCAUUCAGGAAAUGCCCAUUUGGCUGAGGAGCGUGGUGUUGCAUUUGAUGAUAGUGGAAUUGAUGAAGAGGAUAAAUAUUCUGGAGUUGAUAGAUCGGCCAAGACAGUCUCCAAGGGUGAUGCGUUGUUCAAUUCUUUGAUGAACAAAGAUAGUAAGAAUGCAACGUUUGAGAGUGAAGUCAAGAGUAAAUAUAUUCCUCCAACACAGAGGUCUAGAUUGGAACACAUUGAUCCGUCAAUCGUCUCGUCGUCUAAGGUUACAUCGCUGCAAAAACCUUCCCAGGAACAAGCAAAGCCUGCCACGAUUCCCUCAAAACCACCAGUGUCCACGGUUAAAUCUUCUGUGACGAAUUCUAAAUCACAGGAUCAGAAAAAGAACAGCAACUUGAAAGAGAUCAACUCAUUGAAGGAGUUCUCACAAAACUUUAAGAUUCAUUCAAAAAUUCCUGAAGAUUUGUUACCUAUAAUUACCAAGGAUAAGCAAAAACAGGAUGAGAUUGUGAAAAAGUCCGAGGCUGAGUCGAAAGAAAGGAACAGUACAACAAAACAAAAUGCUCUUCCCCCUCAAUCUCAAGCCCAAGAAAGUCUCUCAAAGGUUGCUUCUGCACAAACAAGUGCUACUAAUACGCCUGUAUCCAAAAAGGCUGAACUUUCUUCAUGCAAGCACCAUCAUAAGUUGAAUGCAAAGGCUGUGCCAUUCACCCCUUCUUUCAACUCAUCCUCUUCAAGUCCAGUUGUGUCUAAUGUAUCCACUCCUCAUUUCAAUGUCAACUCGCCAAGAUUGGCACAAUCGGGAUACAGAUCAAAAAGAUCACAUAUGUCUUUGUUUGCUCCAGACAAAUUACCAUCAGUAGACAAGAAGAAAAAACUGGGAGAUAAUUUUAACUUCUUCAAAGCAUGCCGUGCUGAGUACAAUUCACUACCAAAGAAGGAUGUGAAGCACCCUUUCACGCUUGAAAGACCCUUCAACACACCACCAACAUGGAGUGAUAGUACAAUUUCGUACAGAACUUUUUUCCCUGAUCCUUCCACGUUGAAGUCUCCUAUGUUUGCCUCCAUACCUCAACAACAGUUUCAACCAAUGCCGAUGAUGAAUGCGCCAGGACAGUUCUUGUAUCCGCCACAACCCUUCAUGCAACCUAUGCGCCUUUCACCUCAAAUGGCACAACCAGGAUUAUCAGUGCAGCCAUUACAACCGAUGUACAUCCAACCAGGAAUGAUGCCUGGUGCACCAAUGGGGUAUUCUGGUGGGUAUGCGAGAGGUUAUCAAGUUGGUGGGCCUGUACCAAUGCAAUUGCAACAGGGCAAUCCAGGCAGACCGCACAGUUACAACAAAAACCAUUGAGAUUACAAGAGUUAAGUUCUUCUACUUAUCACUCUUUGUUACAUCAAAUUAGCGUAAAUACAAUAUCACUU